Colletotrichum higginsianum IMI 349063 is the source of this 1623-nucleotide messenger RNA. RefSeq names its product Cytochrome P450. Lineage: Eukaryota; Fungi; Ascomycota; Sordariomycetes; Glomerellales; Glomerellaceae. Gene Ontology annotation, molecular function: monooxygenase activity; heme binding; oxidoreductase activity, acting on paired donors, with incorporation or reduction of molecular oxygen. The record is from RefSeq and is a predicted model, not a curated record. Bases 1 to 1623 code for a protein of 540 amino acids. The transcript has 2 exons.
AUGGCGCUCCUCUCCUCGACGGCGCUCCUCUACGCCGUCCCGGCCCUGGUGGCCUACUACCUCAUCUCAUCCUACCUCGACCGUCGCCGCCUCCAGCAGUUCGCCAAGGCCAACGGCGCGACGUUCCCCAGAUAUGUGCCCACCAAGCUGCCUCUGGGCAUCGACUUUGUCUGGCGCGCCAUCACCACGACGCGCAAGGGCGGCGACCUCCUCGACGACGUCGUCGGCGCCAACUACGCCGCCAACGGCACCACCUUCUCCAUGCCGGGCUUCUUCGGCCCCUCGGAGGUGUACACCAUCGACCCGGCCAACAUCCAGGCCGUGCUGGCCAACAAGUUCAAGGACUUUGACCUCGGCGAGAGGAGGAUCAAGCAGUUCAAGCCGCUGCUGGGCAACAGCAUCUUCACCGCCGACGGCGCCUUCUGGGAGCACUCGCGCGCCCUCUUCCGCCCGCAGUUCUCGCGCGACCAGAUCAACGACCUCGACAAGACCGAGGCCGCCGUGCAGGCCCUGUUCAGGGCGCUGCCGUCGGUCGGCGUCACGGGCGACGGCGGCGACACCGUGACCGUCGACAUCAUGCCCAUGCUCUUCCGCUUCACGCUCGACACGGCCACGGGCUUCCUCUUUGGCGAGAGCGUCGAGUCGCAGACGGCCGCCGCCACGGGCAUCUCGUCGACGACGAGCGCCGCGACCGCCAUGGCGGUCGACCAGGGCAGCGGCAACGACAUGAGCUUCGCCGACGCCUUCCACGAGGCCCAGGACUGGAUCACGAUGCGCGUGCGCCUCCAGGGCCUCUACUGGCUCGCGCCGAGCGCCACGGGCAAGAAGGCGGCGGACUACAUGAGGCGCUACACCGACCACUACGUCCGCCUCGCCCUCAGCUCGGCCAAGCCGCCGGCGCCCGAGAAGGAGGGCGGCGAGGCCGGGUACAGCCUGCUGGACACGCUGGCGACGCAGACGCGCGACGAGGACGAGCUGAGGGACCAGCUGCUGGGCCUGCUGCUCGCGGGACGGGACACGACGGCGUCGCUGCUGGCGUGGGUGCUGCUGCUCCUGGCGCAGCACCCGGCCGUCUUCGACCGGCUCCGGGCCGAGGUCGUCGAGGCCUUUGGCGAGUACGAUGCCGAGAACGGCGGCGACACGUCGCACAUCGACUUCGCCUCGCUCAAGGCGUCCAAGUACCUGCAGUUCGUCCUGCGCGAGACGCUGCGCGUGUACAACGUGGUGCCGCUCAACCUGCGCAUCGCGGCGCGCGACACGGUGCUCCCGCGCGGCGGCGGCGCCAACGGCCAGCAGCCCAUCGUCGUGCGCAAGGGGCAGACGGUCAACUUCUCGCCCUACCUGCUGCACCGCCGCGAGGACGUGUGGGAGGCCGCCAUGGAGUUCAAGCCCGAGAGGUGGGAGGGCGUCCGGCUCGACUGGAACUACGUGCCCUUCAGCGGCGGGCCGCGCAUCUGUCUCGGACAGCAAUUCGCUUUGACCGAGGCCGCGUAUCUGCUCGUCAGGUUGCUGCAGAGGUUCAAGUCCAUGGAGUGGCUGGGCCCCCAGGGGAAGCCGAGGAAGGACGUCCACUUCACGAUGGCGCCGAGGGACGGCGUCCACGUCAAGCUUCAGUAUGCGUAG